GUUCGAUUGACUCAUUUCAUGCCCAUGACCAUCAGUCAGUCCAGAUAUGGCCUGCACGCGCGACAUGAGCUUGACGGCAACAGAGUAGAGGGGUGUGGAGGCAUCCAUGCCCAUCCUAUCGGUCGUUGCAUUAAUGUCUGCUGGGCUGAGAUGCUGGCAUAGCCACUCGAUCACGUGAUACGACCACGUCCACGAUGCCGGAAUCAGCAUGUAAGGGGUGACCGUGGCGCCGUUGUCCUUCAUCAGCUGCAGGUAGGCAAAGGUGAAGCCGCGCGAGUAGAUGGGGCCUGUUUCGGCCGCUGAGUCGAGAACCGUGGCAGAGAUGGCGAGGGAGCGGUCGUGUUUGACGAGGUAGGUGUAGAUGGCCAACAGGGCCUCCUCGUACUGCUGGCUCGAGCGCACCAAUCGCGGCAAUUCCACCAGCGUCCGUCGCCCCCACAACCACCCUCGCCCUCGCAGAACCGCCCCGUUGACCACGAGUGUCUUGACGGCCGUCAGGUUGCCCGCUCGCACCGCCAUCUCGAUGGGACCCUUGCUCUCGAUGCUGAAGUACCGGGAAACCUUCCAUGUCUCAGGAAAGCUGUUGAUCCGGAGCCAUCCGAUGGCCUCGAUCAAAGCCGGCAGGAUGGCCGCCUGCACCUCGCGCGACGGCCAUAGCGGCAAGACGACCUCUGCUCCCUGAUCUAGCCCGAUGCUAAGCCCCUCCUCGAGCACUGUUGGCGUGCUCCAGUCGUCGAUGGCCAAGGACAGCAGACACAGACGCAGCACUCGAGUACGCCACUCUAUACGCCGACGCCACAGCUCGACGUACACGGCGGCGUCGGCGCCUUGGCGGAUGAGCUGCUGCACUUCAGCAGGGGUGAUGGUGCGUAGUAUGAUGCCGCCCACCAGCCGCUGCGUCGCUUCAUUCGUGUCAGGUGGGAGGCGGAUCUCGACAGCCUUUGGCUUCAUCGCCUGCUGCUCCGGCCGCCGCUGCUGCUGGUGUGGUUGCUGCCAAGCUGAUGAUGACGACGCCGACUUGUCAUUGAUUAGGCUGCCUACAGCGGCGUACGGCACGCGCUCGACCUUGAGCCGGCCGCCCGAGUCCCUGGCGUCCUCCUCAGUCACCGUCCACUCGGUGCCCAUGCCCAGCGGGUAGGGACACACCCCAUUCUCGUCUGUGAGUGAAGGCACAGAGAAAGACAUCCGUGAUUGCGUGGCGCGGGAUGCAGCAGAGAGUGUGUCAGUAUCUCACGUACCUUCAGCAGGCUGUGUGCAUUGCUGAGGGGUCGGUUGCUCGGAGGGCUGCGGCAGGCAGAUGAGCACAUCUGACAGAGAAAGGACAUCACAUCAUGGAUUCACCUCAUUCAUCCAUCCAUCCAUCUGUUUGUCGUCCGUUUUGGCUCACAGUCGAGGCCCGUGGUUGGAAGAGAUGGCUCUAUCGCCGGCAUGACGUGCCGGAUUGAGGGCUGCAGACGUAACGCUCAGACGCGGCCGCCAUUGUCAUGUCCUAUGGGAACGAAGAGAACUUCAAGGUGAUCAUCGUCGCCUCUCUGGCACAGACGGCAUGCUGCCCACCUGAAGGCAAGUCACUCGCGAAGAGCGCCGCCAUGCUCGCGCCGGUGGAUGAAUGGAUACGAUAACCUGCAUGGACAGACAAACAGCAGCCGUGUGGCCGUCUGCAGCGAGUCUGUUGCCCCGCUGCUCACCUGGCAAUCGGUGUUUUUGUUUCGUGCAGGGAGGCAGCGAGGAGCGAUGAACCAACGAUAAGC
Messenger RNA from Vitrella brassicaformis, 1751 nucleotides. NCBI's taxonomy places the organism in Eukaryota, Vitrellaceae. The record is from the annotation of a GenBank genome assembly.